Messenger RNA from Cynara cardunculus var. scolymus (artichoke), 3387 nucleotides. RefSeq names its product probable LRR receptor-like serine/threonine-protein kinase At1g34110. Gene Ontology annotation, cellular component: plasma membrane. The record is from RefSeq and is a predicted model, not a curated record. The transcript is spliced from 2 exons. Gene Ontology annotation, molecular function: ATP binding; protein kinase activity; protein binding. Gene Ontology annotation, biological process: protein phosphorylation. Lineage: Eukaryota; Viridiplantae; Streptophyta; Magnoliopsida; Asterales; Asteraceae. The coding region runs from base 1 to 3201 and encodes 1066 amino acids.
AUGGAUAAGAGUCCAAUAUUUUUCAGUUUCUUGAUUCUUUCUCUUGUAUCACCAGUGUCUUCCCUCUCUUCCGACGGCCAAACCCUACUCUCUCUCCUCUCUUCCGCUGAUUCUCUCUCUUCCUGGAACUCAUCUUCACUAACACCAUGUUCAUGGCAAGGUGUCACCUGUUCCCCACAAAACAGAGUCAUCUCUCUUUCUCUCCCAAACACAUUCCUCAAUCUCACCUCUCUCCCGCCACAACUCUCCUCUCUCUCCUUCCUCCAACUCCUCAAUCUCUCUUCCACCAACAUCUCCGGUCAAAUCCCCCCCUCUUUCGGCUCUUUCCCACACCUCCGCCUGCUCGACCUAUCUUCAAACUCCAUCUCCGGUCCCAUUCCGCCAGAGCUCGGCCAGCUCACCUCCCUCCAGUUCCUCUAUCUUGACUCCAAUCAACUCUCCGGCACAAUCCCACCUCAACUUUCAAAUCUUUCAUCGCUUCAAUUCUUUUGCAUCCAAGACAAUCUCAUAAACAGCACCAUUCCAUCUCAGCUCGGAUCACUGGUUUCCCUCCAAGAGUUCCGGAUAGGUGGCAACCCUUAUUUGAUUGGAGAGAUUCCGCCGGAAUUAGGAUUCCUCUCCAAUCUCACCACUUUUGGGGUCGCAGCCACCGGACUUUCCGGGGUGAUUCCGACCACAUUCAAGAACAUGAUCAGUCUCCAAACUUUGGCCAUCUAUGAUACCGAGAUAUCCGGUUCAAUCCCACCUGAACUCGGGUUGUGCUCGGAGCUUAGAAACGUGUACCUUCACAUGAACAAACUCAAAGGUCCGAUCCCAAGUGAAUUGGGUAAGCUUCAGAAGCUCACUAGCUUACUUCUAUGGGGGAAUUCUCUCACCGGACAUAUUCCACUGGAGCUCUCCAACUGUUCGUCACUCGUAGUACUUGAUGUCUCCGCCAAUGAAUUGAGUGGCGAAAUUCCGAGUGAAUUGGGAAAGUUAACGGUUCUUGAACAGCUUCAUCUGUCCGAGAAUUCAUUAACGGGACCAAUUCCACCAGAGCUUAGUAAUUGCACCAGUCUUACAGCCAUCCAGCUUGAUAAAAACCAAAUUUCCGGCCAAAUCCCAUGGCAAAUUGGGAACUUGAAGAUGUUACAAAGCUUCUUUUUGUGGGGUAAUAUGGUCUCUGGUAUGAUUCCAUCGUCUUUUGGCAACUGCACUGAGCUUUACUCGCUUGAUCUUUCAAAGAACAAACUCACAGGCGAAAUCCCCCAAGAAAUCUUUGGUUUAAACAAGCUGAGCAAACUAUUACUACUUGGGAAUUCGCUGUCGGGUAAGGUGCCUAAGAGUGUCGGAAAAUGCCAAUCUUUAGUCAGAUUAAGGCUAGGAGAGAAUCAGCUUUCGGGUCCGAUUCCUAAAGAAAUAGGACAAUUGCCGAACCUCGUGUUUCUUGAUUUGUACACCAAUCAUUUCUCGGGUGUUUUGCCUUAUGAGAUCGGAAACAUUACGGUUCUUGAGCUCCUGGAUGUUCAUAACAAUCAUAUAACUGGUGAAAUCCCAUUGGAGUUAGGUGAGUUGGUGAAUCUUGAGCAGCUCGAUUUGAGUCAAAACGGAUUCACUGGUGAGAUCCCUUGGAGUUUCGGUAACUUUACUUACUUGAAUAAGCUCAUCCUCAACAACAAUUUGCUCACUGGUUUGAUCCCUGCAUCCAUAAAAAACCUGCAGAAAUUGACACUUCUUGAUCUGAGCUCAAACAGUUUUUCAGGUCCAAUCCCGCCUGAGAUCGGUUCUAUAACGAGCUUGACCAUUAGUCUUGACUUGAGCUCAAAUAGAUUCCAAGGCGAGAUACCCGAGUCAAUCAAUGGUUUGACCCAGUUGCAGUCACUUGAUCUUUCCCACAACUCGUUUCAUGGGAAAAUCUUGAUCUUGAGUACACUCACUAGCCUCACUUACCUGAAUGUUUCCUACAAUAAUUUUUCAGGUCCUAUCCCCAUGACACCAUUCUUUCGAACCCUAACGGCCAAAUCAUUCAUCCAAAACACAGGUCUUUGCGAGUCCAUUGAUGGGUAUACGUGUUCUUCACGAACACCCACAAGGAAAGGAUUGAAAUCAGCGAAAACCAUAGGUUUGGUGGUUGUAAUCCUUGUCUCUGUGACCAUUGCUGCUGCAGCCACUUGGAUCCUCAUGUCAAGAAACCAUAGAUACAUGAUCAAGAAUUCUUUAGCCGACUCAAACCCUGGCUCCAGGGGGGACGAUUUCUCGUACCCAUGGACAUUCAUUCCGUUCACAAAGCUUGGAUUCACCAUUGAUAACAUCUUGGAUUGCUUAAAAGAUGAGAAUGUGAUCGGCAAAGGGUGCUCUGGAAUGGUAUACAAAGCUGAAAUGCCAAACGGAGAGGUCAUUGCUGUCAAGAAGCUAUGGAAGACGAAUAAAGAUGAAGAACCGGCAAUCGACUCUUUUGCAGCCGAGAUUCAAAUUCUUGGCCACAUUCGGCACCGGAACAUAGUGAAACUUUUAGGGUAUUGUUCUAACAAGAGUGUGAAGCUUCUGCUUUACAAUCACAUUGCUAAUGGGAACUUACAGCAGCUGUUGCAAAGUAACAGGAACUUGGAUUGGGAAACUAGGUACAAGAUUGCAGUCGGGUCUGCACAAGGGCUGGCAUAUCUUCAUCAUGAUUGUUUGCCCGCCAUUCUCCAUCGAGAUGUCAAGUGCAAUAACAUCCUUCUGGAUUGCAAAUACGAAGCUUAUUUGGCCGAUUUUGGACUUGCAAAGCUGAUGAGUUCUACAAACUAUCACCAUGCCAUGUCCAGGGUCGCCGGAUCCUAUGGAUACAUCGCCCCAGAAUAUGGGUACACGAUGAACAUAACGGAGAAGAGCGAUGUCUACAGUUAUGGGGUGGUGUUAUUAGAGAUCUUGAGUGGACGUAAUGCGGUUGAGAAUCGGGUAAGGGAGGGUUCGCAUAUAGUUGAGUGGGUGAAAAAGAAGAUGGGAAGCUUUGAGCCAGCAGUGACCAUACUGGACAUGAAGCUCCAGGGGCUACCGGAUCAGAUGGUGCAAGAAAUGCUACAAACACUUGGGAUAGCAAUGUUCUGUGUGAACUCUUCACCGGCGGAGAGGCCGACCAUGAAAGAGGUGGUUGCAUUGUUAAUGGAAGUCAAGAGCUCACCUGAAGAAUGGGGGAAAACUUCUCAACCUCUGAUGAAACAAUCAUCAACUCACUCAUAGUUAAAUCAUCAUCAAGAAGUAGGGUUUUGAGGUCCCAAAUGGGUAAAAGAGUUGUGUUGUUUGGGCAUGAAAGAUUUGGAUAAAUGAUGUGAUUGUUGUAGUUUGUACUAAGUGAUUAUAAGAUGAUUGUUUCAGGGUUAAUUCUUUCUGAACUAUAAAUUAGGGUCUUGGUUAAGAGUGUGUGGA